This is a messenger RNA of Rhododendron vialii, 1943 nucleotides long. RefSeq lists its product as uncharacterized. The record is from RefSeq and is a predicted model, not a curated record. Lineage: Eukaryota; Viridiplantae; Streptophyta; Magnoliopsida; Ericales; Ericaceae. The transcript is spliced from 10 exons. Gene Ontology annotation, biological process: tRNA modification; mRNA pseudouridine synthesis. Gene Ontology annotation, molecular function: RNA binding; pseudouridine synthase activity. Bases 85 to 1731 code for a protein of 548 amino acids. Gene Ontology annotation, cellular component: mitochondrion.
AUUAGCUACAAAAACCAAACCAAUUGCCAAAAUCCCAAAACCCACAAGGCCACAACUGCUUGUCCAUAACUGAUCAACCCAACAAUGAACUCCCUACGUUCAUCCCACAUCCCUCUCCUCUUCCUCCGCCAUAAACCCCUCUCUCUCUACCCCACGACUCUCUCUCUCCUCCUCCGCCAUUCCAAACCCAACAAACCCUUCUCCUUCCUCAAACCCUCUUCCCACCCCUUCUCCACCACUCUAACCCAGUACCCACUUCAAUACGACAUGAUCAUCUCUCGCCCAGAUACUCACUCCCAUCCCCAUUCCCCCCGCCGCCGCAGUCUCCCGCGAGAAAUCCCUCAGUCCAGCCCCGCCGACCCGCCCGAAUCCGAGCCGGAGCCGGAACUGGGUUUUGACGACUGGGUUGAUCGGAAAUUAACAUCACCUUCAUCGGAACCCGAAAGAGAACUCCGACCCAUUUUGGGGGAUCCAGAAUUGGAUAAGUCCAAGAGGAAGUAUUAUAACAAGAGGCGAAGGAGAAUGUAUGGGUCAGACUCUGAAGAUGAGAGGAGGCGUCGAGAUAAUGAUGGGUAUGUUGAAUUGAAGCCGGAAGUGGUGGAGUUUCGCACAUUGCACAAGAGAGAAGAGGAGUUGUAUUUUUAUGACACGUUUGCGUAUCCGUGGGAGAAGGAGAAGCAUUACAAGAUGGUGUAUCAGUUGGAGAAGAAGUAUUUUCCUGAUCAGUGUUUCGAUAAGGCGUUUCUUGAUCCCAGUCAAAUGAACGUAAAGGCGAAGGCGGAGAGGGAUAAGAAAGGAGGGGGUAGUAAGAGAGGAGAGAGGAGAGAGAAGGGUGGGGAUGGAAGGGAUGAGAAGGGGCUGGUUUUCUUUGAGGAGGGGGAGGAGGGAAAGGAGGAGAAAGAGAAAGGGUUGGUGAAGGAUGUGAAAAUCGAUGUUUCGGAGAAGAAAGUGGAGGAGUUCUUUAAGUGUUUGAAGAAAGUCCCCGAUAAGGAUAGUGAAGUUGCUAAUGCAGAGCCGUUUGUUUCCGCAAGGAGUAUUGGGUUACCCACAAAAUGGGAUAGCCCUACUGGGAAUGUUGUCCUAGUGAAUAAACCCAAAGGAUGGACUUCAUUUACAGUUUGUGGAAAGCUGCGUAGGCUCGUCAAUGUGAAAAAGGUAGGCCAUGCUGGAACUCUUGAUCCUAUGGCAACUGGUUUAUUGAUUGUAUGUGUUGGUAAAGCUACCAAGGUGGUUGAUAGGUAUCAAGGUAUGAUCAAGGGUUAUAGUGGAGUCUUCCGUUUAGGGGAGGCUACCUCAACGUGGGAUGCUGAUUCACCGGUUAUCCAACGUGAGCCAUGGGAACACAUAAAAGAUGAUGAUAUAAAGAAAGCUGCUGCAUCUUUUUGCGGGGAGAUAUGGCAAGUUCCUCCAAUGUUUUCCGCAAUCAAAGUUGGGGGUGAGAGGGUGUAUGAAAAGGCCAGAAGAGGAGAAAGCAUUGAACUUUCGCCUAGGAGGAUUUCAAUUUUCCAGUUUGAGAUUGAGCGAAGUUUAGAUGACAGACAAAAUUUGAUUUUCCGGGUGGUAUGCUCAAAGGGUACAUACAUUCGAUCGCUUUGUGCGGACCUUGGGAAGGCUCUGGGCAGUUGUGCUCAUUUAACGGCGUUGAGAAGAGAUUCAAUUGGGCAAUAUUCAGCUGAUGAUGCCUGGGAUUUCAAGGAAUUAGAAGAAGCAAUCACCAAAAAUUAUCUAUAAUUUUUUUGGUUUUGUUGCUGCUGCUGCUGCCAAGUGGUUUCCCAACCAAUGGCAAUAAUGGAGCAGCAGCAUCUGUAAAGGAACGCCCUUAAUCCAAAAUUAUUUUUAUCACAAUUGUGAAUGUUCAAUGGCAGUGUUCCAAUCUGAGUUGAUGAUGCUCUGUAAUUGCCACCUUUACAAAUCCAUCAUGACCCAACUCCCAAGUUUCCCAA